GGCUUUAUUAAAAAUCUUUCCCGCUGCAUCGGCAAACACGGUGCAAACGGCAAAACGUUUUUAUUGUAAUGAUCACCUUACAUCCAUAGAGCCUGUGCCAUACUUGGAUUGGCCCCGGUAUCCCCGUUUGUAUAGGAUUCUGGGAGGAGCGUUCUUUACGCACGGGGAAUGGCGGAGUAGGAAAGAGAUGGGGGCUUGACAUAAUAUUAUCCCACUCUUCUGUUUCUCUGUUGUGAUCAACUCGGUGACUCUCACAAUGGAUCCAGAGAAAACCUUGACGUUCUGCCUCGGAGUGACGGCGGAGGAGAUGACCAUCUCUCUGCAGGGGCCCGAGGGCACGGAAGCAAAGGUAACCGUUUCUCCAAAGGCCCCUGUCAUAGGAACCAUCAGCAAGGGGGUGAAGUACCCGGGCAAAGGCAGUCAGCCUAUGAUCAGUCCUAAACACUGUCCAGGAAUCAACAACAGCCCAGGGUACCUGUGUGAGACUGGACACUGCUGUGGAGAAACAGGCUGCUGCACCUACUACUACGAGCUCUGGUGGUUCUGGCUGCUGUGGACGGUUCUGAUCUUGUUCAGCUGCUGCUGUGCGUACCGGCACCGCAGGGCCAAGCUCCGCAUGCAGCAGCAGCAGAGACAGAGAGAGAUCAGCCUGAUCGCCUACCAUGGAGCGUGCAAUUACCCUAGCUCUAUGCUGGACCUCAGUUUCUUGGCCUCCUUCAAGCUGCCGUCCUAUGAGGAAGUGGCGGCCCAGCCCAGCACCCCGCCCCCUGCCUACAGCUCUGUGUUCGGCCUGCAGGGAGGGGGCGCCACCACCUCGUACCCCCACCCCUACGGCCAGCACCCCCAGCCUCCCUGCCCCCCCUACCUGUCUCAACGGGCCGGCCCCAGCGGAAUGACUUCUCCCCAGAGCUCUGACAACUACACCAGCUGCUCCUGUGAGUCCUGCUCCCUCACGUCCCCCUCGAGCACCUCCUUCUCCGUCCAAGUGACAGACGAGACGGAUGACAGCAGCCUCGCCUCCACCCCCAGCGAGGCUACAGGUGGGCGUGACCCGGGCGGCACCGUGGCCUGGGGCAGAUCCCCGUCAGAAGGGAUCCUGACCCUGCCUCCUCCACCCACCCUUCCCCCUCCUCCUGACCUCCGACCCAUACCCUCGCCCAACGUCGUCCCGAUUUGUUCCCCCAGCGUUAGCGAGGGGACUCCGGCCACGCCCCUCGCCCUCCCCCUGCCUACUUCCAAUCACUCUAUUCCCCCCUUCCCUCCACCGCUUCACUUUACCCCUCCCCUGCUUCCCUCGCCCUCUUUUCCUCCCCCUCCAGUCCAUUGCCUCCCCCUGCUUGUCCUCUCCGACCGACUGGGAGCGACGCCAGAGCGGAGAGGGGAGGAGCAGAGCCCCAAGCCCACCCCGUCGCCCCCUAAACACACCCUUUUCUCCUCUGACGUGGCCUUCUUUGAGCACCACAGCCACUCGGAAGAUGGGGAAAAGGAGGAAGAGGAGGAGGAAGAGGAGGAAAACGAGGACCACUUCCGUCACCGUCGACUGACCGGGGACUCGGGAAUAGAGGUAUGCCGGUGCCAGGUUAAGCGGGUGAAAGAGGUGGAUGAGGAGGGCGAGGAAGGGAAGGAGGAGGAGGGAAAGAAGGAUGAAGAGGAAGGAGAGGAGGCGGGGUUUCUCCACGACAGCGUAGACUGUUCCCUUCGAGCACAGGCCGUCAUCCCAUCACAGCUCCCCGAUGAGCGAGCCAUGCAGUGCGGCCCCGCCUCCUCCUCUGCCAUCCUCAGGGGCAGGGACUCUGUCAUUACCGUGGAGUCAUCAUAAAGUCAACAAAUGAGACCCAGCCAAUCCUGUCAGGUGACCGACAAGCUGACUUGACUGACAACCUAUGAGGAUGUGGGUAUGUUUACUGUGGCCGCAUCCCCCACCUGCUGUUCAGUUUAGAGGGGAUACAAGGCCUGAAUACCAACUAACGUCUGCCUGUUGUUUCAUUGGUUUAGAGCCAUGGUCUAGUGCCAUGGUCUAGUCAGGUGCAUAGGUUCCUGUUGUGAACUGCUUGUUUUAUGUACGUGCCAGAGUUCCUGCUGAGCUCUCAUGGAGAAAAAAGACAUAUUUUUUAUUCCCCCCUCCCCCCCAGAGGAUAAACAAAGCAGCAGUGAAAAUGCUAAUGCCGUUGGCUAGCCUUCUCUUAUUGUCACACACAAACUGUCACUCGCAUUCACGUACAUGCACACACACAGGAAGAGAAGCAACAGCUGCGUGGAGCUGUGUGAAGCCAGCAUAAUGUUCACUUAGCGUCCGAUACAGACCCACACACACGUCUGCUAGGUUUUCAGCUCUGGGCCUGCCUUUUCAAUUUGCAUCAAAAAGUCCCUUCCUCUCCUCCUAUGCCCUUCCCCUGUCUCUCUCUCUCUACCUCUAUCUCUCUCCACACACACACACACUGCUUGGUCUAUGAUAUCUAUAUCAAUAAUGCCAAAGCAAUAACGAUGGGAUCAAAGGUGAAUGUCUAGGACUAAUCAUUGGAAAACUGGGAGGUUGUGUGUCUGCCAGAAUUCACAUCUCCUGGGUAUUUUCCAGUGUUUUCCUUUGCAUUUGGUCACUUUGUCGUUUACUAUGUCUCUCCGGUAUUCUCCUGUUGUCCAGUGCCAGUUGAUGAAGUACAGUAACAGAACACAACACACCACCAACUGAGAAAUUCCAGUCACUUUCGUUUCACGUUGUUGCUGUCUGACCUGGAAUUUUGCUUGUCCUGUCAGAACAUGUCUGUCAGAACAUAUGUGUACUUCCCCACUGAUAUUGAAUGUAAUGUUUUGCCUAAUGGUGGAUAACUGUUUGAAAUGUAUAACAUGGAACUCAUGGGAUAGAGCCUACUGCUCAUUGAAAUAACAGGAUAUCACUGCUCCAAGAAGUGAACUUUGAACUUUAGAGCAGUUCAUGAAAGACUUAUUGUGUGAAUUUAAGUGCCCGUAUCACUCACGUUUGUUCUAACACCAUUUCUUGGACUUUGUGAAGUGAACAUUUUCAAUUAGGAGCAAUUGAAAAAAAAAAAAAGAAUUCUUGGAUUUGGUGAACCACAUUUCUGCAUUACAACAAUGGAUUGUUCUUAUCAUGAGAUAAUAAGACAUGCAGUCUCGGAGGAUAAUUGCACUCCACUCUGCUUUCAGAGUGCUACGUAGACCCAUUGGUUAUUGCUGGAAAGCCCAGUGUAAAGGCAUCUGGACAUAAUCAUUUUCAGAUCAGUUGUUUAACUGCUUUUAAAGCCUUUUGGUUUCAAAGUAGAACUUCACCUCUGGACUGUGUGGAACCGUGCAAGAAAUGUUUCCACUGCAGGGGAAGACUGCUUACUGUGGAACACUCCUGUUGUUGGAGUGCAGGAUCAUUAUACCUUUUGUUACAGGACAACAUUCACCACAACGGCGCUCACUGUGAUUACAAUCAAAAUCCCUUUUAUUUCUGAUGAAAUUACAAAUAUGACCAGGUGUGUGUUCUUUUGUUGGGAGCAAUUUUUUUCCUUCUCGUGUGACGCCUUUUUCAGGGCGUCAACUCUAUGAGUUAUUUAAAGACACAGAUACUUCUACCCUCCUGGAAAACUUCUCCAUUAGAAAGUCACUUUAUAGAAAUGGUUGCUAUAGCUUUCUGUGCUGGCCUCUGUUGGAACACCAGUGCAGCUAUCAACCUACUACUAGACUGGACCAUUAGACUAGACUACAUUUAUCCAAAGCUAGAUCUGUUGUAAUGUUUUACACUUUGGACAUUACGCUGUCACCUGUACUGUACUUAUGCUGUGUAUUUGUAGCCAACUUCUUGUUUCUAACUACAAGCAUUCAUCCUUGCCUUUCGGGUGGUAAUGUUCAAAGUGGUUUUUUUUUGGGGGGGGGGGGGUGCUCUCUGUUUCCUGUCUGUAUAGGGGCUGAUGCCCUCUGCCCAUCUGAGUUGACAGAUAGUCUGACGUAUAUUUUCUUAUUGUAGAAUGAGGAUAGGAGAUCCUUAAAACAUCACUAGAAACAUCCCUGAACAUAUCAUAGCCAGAUGGCUACCUUUCGUUAAAAGAUCAAACGUUCAUAUUUGGGGUCUAGAGAGUUGUUGGGGGAACCUGUUUCAUAGUUACUUUGUGCCUAAAAUAAGAUUUCCUUUGCGUUUGGGUGCUUGUCAUUGAGUAUUUAUCUAUGUGCCACAUUGUGUGGAUUAUGUAAUAGUUGUAUAUAGUUCUAAACCAAAUAGGAAUAAUAAUUUUCCAGCAGUACUUAAGCAGUCUCUUUAUAAAAUAUAUAUACAGUACACUGGUACGUGAGACUUAGGAUAAAAUAGUAUUUAGCAAUAGUAUGGUAUUCACAGAUUAUUCUUAUUCCGAUCAACGUGAGUUGAUAGGUGAUUAUUGUUGAAAUAAUGAAUCAACCUCUUCUCAUCUAUGAUUGUAUACAACAAAGCCUGGGAGAAACUUUCUUUAGGCUUAAGACUGUUGUUAUGAACGGAUUUCUGAUCAGCUCGGCACCACCCCACUUUUAAACUACACCCUUUUGAGAGGACAGACCAAUCAGAUCCUAGUUCAGUGUUUAGGACAGGCUUAGUCUUAUUUGGCUGGGUCAGCAGUCGGUCCUUGUGUGUGACCCCUGUCCCUGCUCAGCCACGGCAUGAUACAAGACUGUUAUCUUGUGGAGUUUUGACCGCAAAAAGGGAUGUUUACAUCUCCUAAUGCAGAUACAACACACUUUAUAUUUGUACUAUGUUUCUUUUAUAAGGCCAGUAAAUACACAAAUGCUGACAGUGCUGAAAAACACUGCUGAGGUCAGCACUUAUUUUGUUUGGACAAGUGACUCAUUCUUGAAAAAGAAAACCUGUCCCGUCUGGACAGCUCAAGACUGUUGGUUCUUCUCUGCUGCGAGAACACGUAGCAUAUUCCUCCAAGUCCUGCCACUCGUGGAUAGCAGGCUGCGUUGUGACUGUUAAUGAAUUUGAUUUUGAGAUUUCAACAGAGGAACAUAAAAUUAGAGGGGAAGCCAAGCUUACCCAACAGUUGUAACUGCAGCGACUACUCUAGUGUGCAUGUGAGAGUGGUGACAAACUUUCUAUAUCCUAGUUAUGUUUCAGCCUCUUCAUUAUGAGGUCAAAGUAAUUUGGUUAUUUGUUAAGAUGACAUUUUUAUGAACUUGUCACUGUCAAUGUUGCAUUUAUUUUGUAUCCUGUAUAGGACAUGGUAAAUUUGUAGGUAAACUGAUAAUGGGGUGUAACAAACUGUUUUGAUGAUGUACUUUUACUGUGCAGUUCUUCUGUUCUCCUGUAGUGCUUUCAAUGCUUGGUGAUUUGACUCCAUGCUGCAGUUACUUCAUGCUCCAUGUUAGUCUGAGUGCGACGUUGAUUUGGAUAUAGACCAAAUCAAACAACCACUUACGAAAAACAGAAUUGUGUAUUUUCUGUGGAAAUAAAUGUUGGUACACAAACACUACGUUACUUCAAAUAAAUGCAA
Messenger RNA from Osmerus eperlanus (European smelt), 5462 nucleotides. Its product is annotated as proline-, glutamic acid- and leucine-rich protein 1-like. The record is from RefSeq and is a predicted model, not a curated record. The transcript is spliced from 6 exons. The coding region runs from base 257 to 1819 and encodes 520 amino acids. Lineage: Eukaryota; Metazoa; Chordata; Actinopteri; Osmeriformes; Osmeridae.